This is a messenger RNA of Chlamydomonas reinhardtii, 1838 nucleotides long. RefSeq lists its product as uncharacterized. Gene Ontology annotation, cellular component: succinate-CoA ligase complex (ADP-forming); mitochondrion. The coding region runs from base 235 to 1224 and encodes 329 amino acids. Lineage: Eukaryota; Viridiplantae; Chlorophyta; Chlorophyceae; Chlamydomonadales; Chlamydomonadaceae. Gene Ontology annotation, molecular function: succinate-CoA ligase (GDP-forming) activity; succinate-CoA ligase (ADP-forming) activity. The record is from RefSeq and is a predicted model, not a curated record. Gene Ontology annotation, biological process: tricarboxylic acid cycle. The transcript has 10 exons.
CUCAAUUUCUGCAAAGCAUACACUUUCAAAACCGAGGGCAGCCCAGGCCGGCUCCCUUGUCAUAGUCAGUGCAACACCGUUCGUGCGCUCGUGUCGCAGUAGAGUGUCAAGCUCCACAGCAACACGAACUUGCUGAAUUUUCAUUAGCACUGUAGACGGGGCCAAUUGAGUACACGAGGCCUUUGGGCGGACCUGUCUCGGAGAUUGUCAGUGUCUGAUUCUCUGCGCUGCACAAUGUGGCGUCUUUUCCUUACUGCGGCUGGCUCGGCCAAAUCUGAGUCUUCUGCACUUGCGGGCUUCGUGCGCGGCUUCGCUUCUCAGGCGGCGCACAACCCAGCUGUGUUCGUUGACAAGAACACGAAGGUUAUCUGCCAGGGCCUGACCGGCAAGAAUGGAACCUUUCACACGGAACAGGCUAUCGCCUACGGCACCCAAAUGGUGGGCGGCGUGACACCCAAGAAGGGCGGCACCAGCCACCUGGGCCUCCCCGUGUUCAACACAGUGGCUGAGGCCAAGGCCGCCACCGGCUGCCACGCCACCGUCAUCUACGUGCCGCCGCCCUUCGCGGCCAAGGCCAUUCUGGAGGCUGUUGAGGCGGAGCUGGAGCUGGUGGUGUGCAUCACCGAGGGCAUCCCGCAGCACGACAUGGUUCGCGUGAAGAAGGCGAUGCAGGGCCAGACCAAGACGCGGCUCAUAGGCCCCAACUGCCCCGGCAUCAUCAAGCCCGGAGAGUGUAAGAUUGGCAUCAUGCCGGGGUACAUCCACACGCCGGGCAAGAUUGGUAUUGUCAGCCGCUCGGGGACGCUCACGUACGAGGCUGUGUUCCAGACCACCAACCAGGGCCUGGGCCAGUCCACGGUGGUGGGCAUCGGCGGCGACCCCUUCAACGGCACCAACUUCGUGGACUGCCUGGAGCGGUUCGUCAAGGACCCGCAGACGGAGGGCAUCAUCAUGAUUGGCGAGAUCGGCGGCACGGCCGAGGAGGAGGCGGCCGAGUUCAUCCGGAAGUCCGGGACUAAGAAGCCUGUGGUGUCCUUCAUCGCCGGUCUGACGGCGCCACCGGGGCGGCGCAUGGGCCACGCCGGCGCCAUCAUCAGCGGCGGCAAGGGCACUGCCACCGACAAGAUCAAGGCGCUGGAGGAGGCGGGCGUCACUGUCACCCGCUCGCCCGCGCAGAUGGGCGUCACGAUGAUGCGCGUCAUGAAGGAGCGCGGCCUGGCCUAAGCGGAGGCGACGGCCGCGGGGCGUUGGGUGUGGUGGGCUGGUGUGGCGACGGCUGCUAGGGUCAGAACUCAGAAGAGUUUCGGAGGAUAGAACGCCGCCCGCCGCGUGAAAGCGGGUUGUAUGCGGCUUCGACGGCUUUGCAUAGUGGGCCGCUGGUCACUGACAUGGAGUGCAUGCUAAGGCGGUCUGUGCGCAUAGGCGUGCGCAUUACUGUACCGUACCGUCCCAUCGCCACGCAGUGAAGAAAUUCUUGGGUGCUGAGUCAGCUGAACCUAGUAGUAGGAGCUCUGACCGGACGUAUUGACGGCAGGCGGUCUCUCACGGCUUAACAACCAGAAAUAGCAUGAGUAUCCCUAUCUUGUACGACCGGUAUUGGGGGCGAGGUGUUUGGGUAAAUUGGGUUGGUUCCAUGGAGAUAGGAUGUAAGCGUAUGGCAAGGCCUUCAAGUGCACUGCCACAUAACAGUAAGGCCACCAUGGUUGCUGAUGUGGUGAGCAAGUGCGCCACGUGCUCGAAAAGCUAGCAUGCAGAUGAGGCGGAAAGGAGGGGCAUGCACAUGGCAGCGGCACCCCAGCCAACCCCAGCCAUGGCGGGAGGGCCCGGCAGAGGAAGAU